UCAACGAUUUGGGAGCCCUCCACCCUUGCCGCCGCCGCCGCCGCCGCCGAGGGCUGCAUCCCGGGGGAAAUCGAGGGUCUGGGGAUGGACGUGGGGUCCUGCCACCUCGGCGGCAACGCCGACGCGGUGGAGUUCUGCCCGCACCGCCCCUUCCGCCACGUCCUGGCGGCCGCCACGUACACGCUGCAGGAGCAGGCGGGGGAGGAGCAGCAGCAGCAGCAGGACCGCGCGGGCACCGUGUCGCUCUUCUCCGUCGACGCCGGCGCGGAGGACGAGUCCCGACGGCUCCGGCUGCUCCACACCGUGGAGACCGCCGGCGUCUUCGACAUGAAGUGGAGCCCUACGGCGCCGCUGCUCGCGCAGGCCGACGCCCACGGCCGCCUCGUGCUCCGGCGCCUGGAGCAUGAAGACGGCUCGGACGAAGGUGUUGUUCUCACAGACGUGGUUGCUGGAAACAUUUCUUCAUCAAUGUGCUUGUAUGUGGACUGGAACCAAAAUGCCGAUUCCCUUGCCGUUGCAUUAUCAGAUGGUUCACUGUCUGUGGUUCCCAUGAGAGAGGACCGCCUGGAGGUAUCAGAACAAUGGACUGCUCAUCAGUAUGAAGUUUGGACAUGUUAUUUCGAUCGUGCAAGACCACACUUGUUGUACAGUGGAUCGGAUGACUGCUCUUUCGGUUGCUGGGAUUUGCGGGAAAGCCCAUCGAAUGCUGUGUUUCGGAAUAAGAAGACUCAUACUAUGGGUGUAUGUUGCAUUGCUCAGAACCCAUUGGAGGAGAAUAUGCUACUCACUGGAAGCUAUGAUGAAUUUCUCAGAGUUUGGGACAUGAGAUCAAUGAUGAAACCUGUGGACGAGAAGUCCCUAAAUUUAGGAGGUGGUGUAUGGAGGUUGAAAUAUCAUCCUAAUAUUCCAGAUAUCGUAUUGGCUGCAUGCAUGCACAACGGUUUUGCCAUUGUUAAAGCAGGGGCUGGAGAUGCUACCAUAAUGGAAACAUAUUGCAAGCAUGAGUCCUUAGCAUAUGGUGCAGAUUGGCAGACAAGUGAAGCAGCGGAACAUAACACAGAUUCUUCAGUUAUCGCUACUUGUUCAUUUUAUGACCGCCUUCUCCGUGUGUGGCAACCAGAGAACCUAGUCAACCACCCAACCUCUUAAGGCAUAAAACAUCAUUAUGCCCAGUUGAAGUAUCAAUAUGGCAUGGACCAACCUAUUCCCUGAAUGAACCAAAUUGAUUUCAUUCAGGUAGCUCUUUGAAUUUAUGUUAAUUUAUUUCAAAUGAUGAGCUUAUAGUAGUAUGAUGUCUAAUUUAUAGCUAGGCAUUCACAGCAAUCAGUAUUUGUUGUAAGCUUCCACAAAACUUUGAAGCUAUCUGUUCAUGUUAUUUGAGCACAAACUGUUUUGAAGUUCAUCUGGUGACUGGUGCAUAGAAGUGAUGAUUCAGCAACAAUCUAGACAUCUACCUGGAAGAGCCUCUGACUAAGCUUUUCGCUGGUCAUAAACUAAUAAUUCUGUCUGAAAACUUACAGUAUGCUGUACGCAGUGCUUUCUUAUUUUUCUUUUUGAUCACAUUCUGAUAACGGCUGGAAUGGUUACCGAUUUUACUUUUCCAGUGCAUGCACUGUUGCUUAUAUUAACCUACUGCACAGUAUGGUCAACUUGCUAAUCACAAUUCUUAAAAGUGUUGGAUCAUUGUUUUUCUUCGAUGAAAUUUGAGGUGUUG
Molecule: messenger RNA, 1714 nt
Organism: Triticum dicoccoides
Lineage: Eukaryota; Viridiplantae; Streptophyta; Magnoliopsida; Poales; Poaceae
Product: diphthine methyltransferase-like
Exons: 2
Coding region: 85-1149 (354 amino acids)
Biological process (GO): protein histidyl modification to diphthamide
Cellular component (GO): cytoplasm
Molecular function (GO): diphthine methylesterase activity; protein binding
Source: RefSeq, a predicted model, not a curated record